AAUCGACAAAACAUUAUUUCCUCACUGUAUUCUCCUUUAAGUGCAGCGCACUUCCCUGUUCAGAACGCCGUGAACGCGCACCAGUGAACGCGUUGCGCAGCGCCGCGUAUCAGAGAGCGAGAUGACUGUGGGUUGAUCGACAUUUCUGGACAUUCAUUUCAUUUACAGCAUCUUCCAUAACACACUGCUCUCAUUUAAGGAUGGAUUUGGACAUGCUGAAUAUGUUUGUUAUUGCUGGAGGGACGCUGGCGAUACCCAUACUGGCAUUUGUAGCCUCUUUAUUUCUGUGGCCUGCCGCUCUUAUUAAAGUCUAUCACUGGUAUUGGCGCAGGCGAUUGGGUAUGCAGAUGGAUUAUGCCGAAUGUGAAGGAUAUCGCUUUUGUUAUACUCACAGAGGGAAUCCAGGCGCACGACCGUCUGUUCUCAUGUUACACGGCUUCUCUGCUCAUAAGGACAUGUGGCUGCCUGUAGUCAAGUUUCUCCCUAAAAAUCUACACUUGGUUUGUGUUGAUAUGCCGGGUCAUGAAGGUACCAGUCGGACCAGCGCCGUGGAUUAUUCCAUAGAGGGUCAAGUCAGACGCAUAAAUCAGUUUGUGAAGAGCAUCGGGCUGAACAGAAAACCUUUUCAUCUGAUUGGUACAUCAAUGGGUGGAAGCAUCGCUGGUGUUUAUGCUGCACGUCACCCCUCUGAUCUCCGCAGUGUUACUCUCAUCUGUCCAGCUGGUCUUCAAUAUCCCAAUGAGAGUACAUUUAUUCGGCGUUUGAGGGAACUGGAGGACAAUCCGGAUCCAGAUGAGAUUCCUCUCAUUCCCGCAACACCUGAAGAAAUGGAACAAAUGCUGAAGUUAUGUUCGUACGUGCGUUUCAAGAUACCUAAACAGAUUCUUCAGGGUCUGCUUGACGUCCGUAUUCCAAACAACAAUUUCUACCGAGAGUGUUUUAUGGAGCUUGUUGGAGAGAAAUCGAGACACGCUUUACAUGAGAACAUGCAUCUCAUCUCAGCUCCUCUACAAGUUAUUUGGGGGAAACAAGACCAGGUUCUGGACAUGUCUGGGGCUUCUGUUCUCGCCGAGGCCGUUCCCGGAUGUCAAGUUCAUCUUCUAGAUAAUUGUGGUCACACAGUGGUGAUGGAACGACCAAAAAAAUCUGCCCAGCUCAUCGCUGACUUUAUCAACACAAAUCACAACGCAAACAACAGCAUAAAGAAACUUUCCUAAAAUUGAACUGUACAUAACGUAUGGGCUGGAGAUUAAGUUAAAGAUCUAAUUACAGUAGGUUGUUGGUUAAAUUUCACAUGGAGAUUAUUGCGCUAAUCUGGUGCUUCUGUACCACGACAUUUAAUCUCAGAGUGACCCUGUAUACAGUUCAUGCACUGGAUGUCUUAAAGUAACAGUAUGUCAUUUUGCAUAUUGUAAAUAAUCAGUAAAAGGUAUUUUUGUAGCGAAUGCUCAGGGAUUCACAGCAACCACUGAAAAACUAUGUUGUCUUUUCAGUGUCACUGCAGUCUGUAGUUAUUUCAUGUUAGAUUUAAAUACUAACUGGAUUUUAAAUACCCUUGUGUUUAUUAUAGACAUUUCUCCUUCUGUAGUUAUUUCCUAUUUAAAGAACAAGAUUUUUGAUUAGUGAGCUACAUACCUAGAUGGCAUUUUUGGGCAUCAUAGGCAGGUUCAGAACUAAUGAAUCAAACAUUUAUAGGAAUAGUCAUACAAAAAUAAAAAUUAUAUUUUAUCAUGAUACAUGCAAAAAAAAACAAAUGUUGUCACUGCUGGGAUGAUGUAUUUUAAAAAGUUCCUUAACUCAUUCCCCCAUGAGUUAUCUCGUCAAUUAAGAGAAAGCAUUUGCAUAAAAUAAUGUGUUCCUGAUAAGUUUUUAUGGUAGUCUUUAAUACUGCGAUUAUCCACUAGAUGGCACUCUUACCCAAUUUAUGAAAAAUCUGAAACCAAAACGUUAUUUACUAAUUUUAAACUCUGUGUAUGUUUUGAUAAUCGUUCUGAAUCUGAUCUCUAAAAAAUUCCUUCACAAAAAUGCUAUUAUUUCAGCUUUUUGCUAAGAAAUUUGUAUUUUUGAAGAAAAAUACCCAUAUUUAAGAGUUUAUAAACAGAGAAAAAAAUAAAGAUAUGAUGAAGCAUUUUUUUCCCCGUUUUGUUUGUUUGUUUGUUUAUUGUUUGUUUAAAAGCAGAGGGUCUGUUCUUUCAUUUGAUAUAUUUGUAUGUUUAUAUAUUUUUAGAAAAUGUUCCUGGAAGGCAUUUUGUGAAAAUCACAAAAAAUGCUGGUGGGCAACUUUUCAAAAAAAGGCUGGCGGGGAAUGAGUUAAUAUACCAUUUUGGUACAAAUGUGUACCUUUGAGGUACCAAUAUGCACCUUUUAGUUACAAAAGUGUAUUUUUUUAAAUGGUAGUGCCCUAGGGACAACUUUUAUACCUUUGUGUACCUUUUUU
Messenger RNA from Misgurnus anguillicaudatus (oriental weatherfish), 2437 nucleotides. The record is from RefSeq and is a predicted model, not a curated record. Lineage: Eukaryota; Metazoa; Chordata; Actinopteri; Cypriniformes; Cobitidae.